AAACCAACGACCUGCUUCUCCACAAAAUUGUGUACACGAGCUUCAACGAACUUUCUCGAACCAACUUAGCAUUGAGCGAACCUGAGGUGACCAAUCUGCUAUAUUUCUUCUAGUUUUUGCGUUUUGAUCAUCGGAUUCCGGUAUGGGUGCACCGGACGACGACGAUAGCGACACCGUAAUUAUUCAGAAGGGGAAGAGAGGCGAGGAGCCUAGUGUAAUUACGGUGAAUUGUCCUGAUAAAACCGACCUCGGUUGCGAUAUCUCUCGUACCAUUCUCGAUUUCGGUCUCCGCAUAAUCAAAGGAGAUGUUUCAACGGAUGGGAUAUGGUGCUAUGUGGUGUUAUGGGUGGUUCCUCAGUCUUCCUCAUAUAAAGUAAGAUGGAAGAAUUUGAAAGAGCGCCUUGUAUCAGUUUGCCCAUCAUGCUCUGAUUCAUUUUAUUUGAACCAACCAUCGCCACACGCAAUUUCUUCUCCUGUUUACUUGUUGACAUUUUGUAGCUCAGACCGAAGAGGAUUAUUACAUGAUGUUAACCAAGUUCUCUCUGAGCUCGAGCUUACCAUCCAAAGGGUAAAAGUGACAAAAACUCCGGAUGGCCAUGCGGUAGACCUUUUCUUUAUAACAGACAACUUAGAGCUCUUACAUACGAAAGCUAGGCAAGAUGAAACAUAUGAGCAGUUGCGUGCUGUUUUGGGCGAAUCAUGUGAUUUUGAGCUUCAGUUAGCUGGCCCUAAGUAUGACAACCUUCAGUAUAUCUCUUCUCUUGCUCCAUCUGUUGCUGAGGAAUUAUUUAGGUGCAAAAUCGGAGAUAACGAAUUUCAUGCACAAGCUCUUAGUUCAGAUAUGACAAAGUUGAAGAAGGCUAGUGUGACAAUAGAUAAUUCCCUGAGCCCUGGUCAUACGUUGCUUCAGAUUAGUUGCAUUGAUCACAAGGGUUUUCUUUAUGACAUUAUGAGGACAUUGAAAGACUUCAGUAUUCAGAUUUCUUUUGGUCGGUUUUCACCAUUUAAUAAGGGUCAACGAGAAUUAGACCUUUUUAUCCGGCAGAAGGAUGGAAGAAAGAUUGUAGAUCCAGAGAAACAAGAUGCAAUUUGUUCUCGCUUGAAAGUGGAAAUGCUUCACCCUUUACGCGUUAUAAUAGCAAAUCGUGGACCAGAUACUGAACUUUUGGUUGCAAAUCCUAUUGAGCUAUCUGGAAACGGUAGACCCCGUGUUUUCUAUGAUGUCACACUGGCAUUAAAGAAUCUUGGGAUCUGCAUCUUCUCGGCGGAGAUCGGAAGGCAUUGUACAACAGAACGUGAUUGGGAAGUUUACAGAAUCCUGUUAGACGAUAACUGUAAUAUUGACAUGUCAACUAUGGUUGGUAGAAAUCGGAUUGUAGACAAAGUAAGAAGAACAUUGAUGGGUUGGUGAGCCAGACCUGUUUGGUGAUCCCUUUGUGUAGUUUAUUACUACGUAAUUGUUAUUAUAUCUAGCUGAGCUUUUUGUUUGGUUGGUAGUGUUUGUAUACCUAUAUGUAUCUUCUUCAUGUAACUCAGUCUUUUCCUCAUUUAUUUUCUCAAUCUCGUAUCAUAUUGAUGUUUGAGAAAUAUUCUGACCAUUAUCUUGGCAGUCCCAUUAAAUCCGAAUUCUGAAA
Nicotiana attenuata is the source of this 1634-nucleotide messenger RNA. RefSeq names its product ACT domain-containing protein ACR9-like. The transcript has 6 exons. Lineage: Eukaryota; Viridiplantae; Streptophyta; Magnoliopsida; Solanales; Solanaceae. The record is from RefSeq and is a predicted model, not a curated record. The coding region runs from base 143 to 1411 and encodes 422 amino acids.